Asterias rubens (European starfish) is the source of this 2361-nucleotide messenger RNA. RefSeq names its product acidic fibroblast growth factor intracellular-binding protein-like. The record is from RefSeq and is a predicted model, not a curated record. Gene Ontology annotation, cellular component: nucleus. The transcript has 10 exons. Lineage: Eukaryota; Metazoa; Echinodermata; Asteroidea; Forcipulatida; Asteriidae. The coding region runs from base 94 to 1191 and encodes 365 amino acids.
CGUUUGGGUCGUCUGCCGAACUUCGGGAGGUGGUUUCGAGCUCAGAAUUCUGUACGUGUCUUACCUUAUUCUCAACAGUGGCACUAUUAAAAGAUGGCUGAAUUAAUAUCAGUGAACAUUUUUGUUGGGAAUACAACCUUCGUCGAUGUUGAGGUUUACGAACUCUGGCUGGAGGGAUAUUCGUCGCAUGAUGCUUCCUCAAUCCGCUACCAGAAGUUAUCACCGAAGAUGGCUGGUUUGAAGUACGAUCUUCUGAAGAGUGACACGACGGAUAACUACCGCAUGUUCAUGGGGAUAGAAAAACACCUCCGUAACCCGAUCACCUUGUCCCAUCAACCUCUGUUUCAAAUCUCGCCAGACAUACAGAAGAUGCUAAUUGAAAAAUAUUACGAGCUUGAUUCUCUGGUGGCUCGUGAGAUUCUUGGGAAGAAAUUGUCGAGUAAACACCGCAAAGAUUUGGAUGAAAUUGGCGAGAAGACCAAAGUGUCCCUCAAAAGCUGCAGAAGACAGUAUGAUAACUUCAAGAGAGUGUUCAAAGCAGUGGAGGACAUGGAGGGACCGAUGGUGAAGAACAUCCAGACAAACUUCCUACUCUCAGAGGAACUCGCCAAGAAGUAUGCAGCUAUUGUUUUCUUUGCCAACAACCGUUUUGAAACGGGGAAGAAGCGCCUGCAGUACCUGACCUUCUCCGACUUUUCAUUUUGUGCGGAUGAGAUGAUCGUUAGAUGGACUGCAGGAUCAAACGAUUCCAGAAAGGAAGACUUGGAUGCGGAUUUCGACCGAGAGUUUCUGCAAGAGCUUAGAGAACUCAAGGUUCUCAUCAGUGAUAAAGAUGCAAGUGAUCAACACAAAGGGUUGAUUUGUAGUUCCCUUAAAGGGAAGAUAACAGAGAAAGCUUUUGCCGACAUUGAAUCAAAUUUCAAGAACCUUUCGCGGCCUAUCGUCAACAUUGCCAGUGGCAUGAUUCAUUCCAGGGAACUGAGAGACUUCUUCAAUGAUGUCGUAGAGAAGAUUAUUGAUCCCACGAAGGCAGCACAGUGGACUACAACGGACAUGAGCAUGUUCCUGAAAAGUUACACCGCCAACAGCUAUCAACUGGAGGGAAUGGCAAGGCAUACCCGUCUGCAUGCUACACUGGACCGAUACAUGACCACAUUAACAAAGUGCAUCCAAUGCAUGUACCACAGCUGAUACCCUCCAAUCAGCAGGUACCAUCAAUUGUUCAGCAAGAGCCUAAUAGCACUUGGAGCUUGGGCCCUAGUGUCAGCUACACCCCCCUUCUCAGAUGCGGACUUCAAAAAAAGCCAUUUAACUGGAGGUAUGGUUAAAAAAAUACACAGUUCUUAUUUAGAGCUUCAUCUACUACCGAUGGACGUCUGAAAGCGCUCAGUAUUUUUUCCCAAAGGUAUGUAGAGCUAGGUGUUGAAGUAUGAGACCUACAUGGUAUUCCUUCACAUAGUACCAUGUAAUGGUUUACAACUUGAUGUGGCACAAUAUGCAGCCAAUUAAAAACUGUACCAAGUUGUUGAUUAAUAGACAAGUACAUGUAAGUCAACUAGUGUACAACUGAAAUUGUCAUUGUGAAUUAUGCUACUAAUAUGCCAAUGCAAGGAUGUACAAGUGUAGUUAUGCAGCAAAAACACAUGACGUUUAUGAUUGUUCAGUGUCUUUCCUCGGUUGAAUACAUGCAAUGUGGAUUUGUGUGGUGAAAACAAUGAACUGGUUAUUUUGUUUGCUGAAGUUACAGUUCCACUUAGAAAAGCAGUGUUCAGUGGUUGAUUUAGUGUAUUGGCUGUACACCAUGGGCAAUGGUCAGUUGUUUUGCUUUCUGCAGUCUGGCAUUCAUAAAGCACUGGGCCCUAUUUCAUAUAGCUGCUAAGCUAAACAAAAAACAAACUGCUCACCAGAUGAAGGUUACCAGCCAAAAUACCAUGCCUCAUGUAUUAUUACCAAAUGGAUUCCUGCGUAUUUUUGCUUAGCAGAAUUUUGUUGUUAGCAAUAUUUCCUGCCCAAGCAACUCAAUAAAAUAUUGCACAGGUGUUAAUAUCUUGUAACCCACUACCAGUUUCAUAAUAUUAAAUGAUGGAUUUAUAACACAAAUAACACAAAUUGAUGUGUGAAGUUGGCACUAAACCUUUUUAUUAUUGAUCAUUCAACAGGCCAUUUCGAGAUAUGGUGGGCACAAUACUUUGACACUAUUUGGUUUUGUUAAAUGUAUCAAUACCAAAAACCAAACAGUGCACUCACUUAUUGUCCAAUUGCUAAUGGAAAGUCUGAACACAUCCAUUGACGGAAUAACAGUAAGAUGUAAAUAAUUGUACAUAAUGAAAAUGUCUAUAUUAAAACAUACAGUUUAAAUCA